AUGGCGUCUCUGCGCUGUAGGCGAGACCCCUGCGGCGUUAUCUGUCUGAUUUUAACUUAUUUCAGCGUGUUUUACGCGGACUACGUGGUCAUACAGUAUGUCCUCAUCCCCGCCUACUCGGACAGUGUUUGGUGUACUCUACAUGGAUCAGUGUUUAACCUGAUUCUGCUGCUGCUGCUGGCCUGCCACUCCAAAGCUGUCUUCUCAGAUCCCGGUAUGGUGCCUCUUCCUGAGACGGCCAUAGACUUCUCAGACCUUCGCUCCCAGUCGUCUCGGAUGAACGAGCGGGGCUGUGAAGGCUGGACGGUGUGCAGUCGCUGUGAAACGUACAGACCUCCCAGAGCGCAUCACUGCCGGGUCUGUCAGCGGUGUAUACGCCGCAUGGACCAUCACUGUCCCUGGAUCAACAACUGUGUCGGCGAACUCAACCAGAAAUACUUUAUCCAGUUUCUUUUCUACACCGGGAUGGCCAGUCUGUACUCCAUGGUGCUGGUGGUGUCGGCCUGGGUGUGGCGGAUAAGGAACGAGCGAGACGGCGACGCAGAGAAAGACGGAGAGGAGACGCCCAGCAAGCACCUGAUAGUCGCUCACUACAUCAUCCUGCUGGUGGAGUCGGUGUUGUUCGGCGUGUUCGUCAUGGUCAUCUUCUACGAUCAGCUGGUCUCCAUAAUCACGGACGAGACGCCCAUAGAGCAGAUGAGGAACCGGCUGAUGAUCAAAGACCGAAGCUCUUCGUCUUCGUCCUCCUCCUCCUCCGCCUCCUCUCAGCUGCCUCACCACCCCACACACACCCGCAAGCCAAAGCUGGCUCUGCUGCGGGAGGUUUUUGGAAGAGGUUCGGUGUUUUGCUGGCUCCUUCCUCUCCACUCCAGCCCUCCGUCGGUUGGCGGCAUCACGUACUCCGCCCUGCCCGACUACGACGUCUGACCGCUGAGCUGUGAGAGCGACGGAGAGCGCGGAAAGGUUUUUGUGUGUGUGUGAGAGAGAGAGAGAGAGAGAGAGAGGGUGAAUUUUCUGCCUAACUAUGAUGUCUUAUCUUUAUCUUUGGACCUGAGUGCUGAAGAGGACGGAGGCCGAGACUGGGACGAAUGUGUGUGUGUGCGUGUGUGUGUGUGUGUGUGUGUGUGUGAGUGUGUGUGUGUGUGUGUGUGUGUGUCUGUGUGUGUGUGUGUGUUUAUCCCCCUGGACCUAAAAGUGUUCAGCCUCAGACUCAUGAAUUUCCUUCCUGUCGUGACGCAGGAGCUCCGGCGGUCCCCGUUUUGUCCCGAUGUGUACUUUAACUACCAGCGUUGUUCGAUUAUUUUGUGGAAGAGUCGGCCAGUUAUGAUCACUGGAGUUCAACUGACACCAAAGCUGCUGAUACGUCAUAAUCCAUGAAAUUUGGCGACGUUAAGGGCCAGAUUUAAUAAGAAAAUGGGGCGGCAGGGAUUAUGUGGGUGGGAUUUAUUAUUCCCAAAAACACUGACUCAAACUGCAGGUCAAAGUUUAAACUACAACACUAUCAGACUCACAGUGGACAGUUUUUGUCGAUUACACAAUUAACAAAUCACACUUUUAAACAUUAUUUAUAUGAUCCACUAAUAUUUUGUUUCUAUGUACCAAUAUGACCAAACUGGAGUAAAAAUAGAAAUAAUAGAGACAAAUACGACGCGUUUAUGCGAUGCUUCAGGGGUUCGUAAGCAAACUGGAAACGGAGAAUAUCCACCAAAAAAAGAUUCCUUUUUCGUGUUUUUGUUAUUUUUCCUCAUUCCUGCGUUUGUUUUGAAGUACAAGAAAAUUUGACGUGCUAACUCACUAAACUGUGUUACAGCUACAGAUUUACACACACACACACACACACACACACACAGAGUACACUUCUCAGUAUUCUCCUAAAUCUCAGUGAAGGGACGGUUCUUAACUUAUUUAUUGUUUCUAACUAUUCCGUGGAGUUGACUCUACCAAUACCUGUGUAUUUUUAUGUGACGGGUGAAGUUGCCUUUCCGCUCUGAUUUUCUGCCGCUUAAUAACGAUUAAGUAUUCAGAGCUGAAACAAAUCGCUUUGAAAGUAAACCAACAGAUACUCGCUAUGGUGUCAUAGCUCACGGUGGAAGCGACUCUGCACCAAUUUAGUGUUUUAAACUUCGAGCCAAUCACAGCUGCCUUUUGGACGUUCCCGGACAAAAAAUACCUUUAUUCUGAAUGCCGGACAUGUGGCUAAAGCAUUAUUCAGGGUUAAUACGGUCAUGAAAAGCCUGUCAAAGUCAUUGGAUUUGCAAAUAGCAAUUCCCAGGCCUGGAACAGUUUUAUAAAAUUAAAUAUACC
Messenger RNA from Plectropomus leopardus (leopard coralgrouper), 2304 nucleotides. RefSeq names its product palmitoyltransferase ZDHHC3. Lineage: Eukaryota; Metazoa; Chordata; Actinopteri; Perciformes; Serranidae. The record is from RefSeq and is a predicted model, not a curated record. Gene Ontology annotation, molecular function: palmitoyltransferase activity.